Molecule: messenger RNA, 762 nt
Organism: Ruditapes philippinarum (Manila clam)
Lineage: Eukaryota; Metazoa; Mollusca; Bivalvia; Venerida; Veneridae
Product: procollagen-lysine,2-oxoglutarate 5-dioxygenase 2-like
Exons: 3
Coding region: 173-409 (78 amino acids)
Biological process (GO): peptidyl-lysine hydroxylation
Cellular component (GO): endoplasmic reticulum
Molecular function (GO): procollagen-lysine 5-dioxygenase activity
Source: RefSeq, a predicted model, not a curated record
UUGUAAUUGGUUAAAAAUUGGUUGAUAAUUGGUUAAUAAUUGGUUGAUAAUUGGUUAAUAAUUGGUUGAUAACUGUUUUCUUGUAAAAAUAAAGUAUUGAUUAAAUAGAGUAUUAUUUUAGGACACUAGGUUAGCCGGUGGUUACGAGAAUGUACCUACUGACGAUGUUCAUAUGACACAGAUUAACCUACAGAAUCAAUGGCUGGAAUUCUUACGUGUUUAUGUAGCUCCCCUAGCAACCAAAGUUUAUCCUGGAUACUAUAGUAAUCUUCCUCGAGCUAUAUUAAACUUUGUAGUGAAGUAUAACACAGAGCGUCAGAAAGAGCUGCGGCCCCAUCAUGAUUCAUCUACAUUCACCAUCAAUAUUGCCCUCAAUACUCCAAAACUAGACUAUGAGUGGUACCCCUAAACCGGAAGUACAUGUGACGAAACGUCCGCCAUGACGUUCAAGAAAAUUGAGAAAUUUUGUAACAUAAACUCGUAUUUCAUAACAAAGAAGUGAAGAUGAAUACAAUUAUCGGUGUGCUUCGUUGAAACAGGUAUUUUGUUAACUAUUUGUGAAGUAUUAAGGCAUGACAUUCAGUAUUUAUGUAAAUAUCAGCUCCCGGCGUCCCGUGUUAUGAUUUGACAAUUAUGAUUUGUAAAAUUAUCAGGUCUAGGAUUUCAUUAUAUUUACGGACAGUCUGUAAAUUUUUGGACAAUCCAUAAUUUUACAGAUUUUCUUAUCUGUAAAUUUACAGACAGUAAGUAAGAAAAUAGUAG